This is a messenger RNA of Bursaphelenchus okinawaensis, 527 nucleotides long. The record is from the annotation of a GenBank genome assembly. NCBI's taxonomy places the organism in Eukaryota, Metazoa, Nematoda, Chromadorea, Rhabditida, Aphelenchoididae.
AUGUAUACGAUGAAAGCAUUGGCUGUUACAGUAUGUUUGGUUUUACUGAGUACAGUAGACUGUAAAGGUAAGUACACAUAUGACUCAGUUAAGUUGUUUUAGCUACUAAAAAAAGUACCUUCAACUUGGCAAACGCUUCUACCACACAACUGACAGAUCAUAGUACAGAAACGACUACAGUGUAAGACAAGAUAACACCUGUUUCACUAAAUUGAACCAAUACCUACGUUAAGAUAUUUAUAUAUUAAUUUAUUUUCGAAAUCUGAAAACUUUAAUUUGAAGGAGAUUACUGUAAUUUCAGAGGAGAAAGUACCAAAACAACUACAGAAACAGUCCAAAGCAUUAGCCGGGCAAAGAUUGUAUUUGUCAUCGCUUUCAGUAAGUAGCAAUAAUACUACCGUAACCUCAUUACAGUAACCGCCACUAUCUUGAUCAUAUUACUGGUCAUCUUAAUUGCGUUUAAUACCAAGACUGCCAAGAUUCAACGGAGAGAAAAGCCAAACGAUAUACGACCAUCUACACGAUGA